UCGGGCGGAGGAGCAGGAAAGUGAUUGUGAGACUCAACAUUUCCUGCCUCUGGAGACGGGUCUGAAGUGGAAGUCCCUGAAGAUUUUCUUUUCCAACCCGGGUGAGCUCUAGCUGGGCUUGUCCAAGUAGCUGGACUCUCCCAGAACCUUUCCCUGUUUCCCUGGGCAGAGAGCAGCGAGACGGAGAAGACUCAGGAAAGGAGUUGCCAUUCUAUUAGGCUGAUUACGCUCCAGAGAUCCAGGGAAUAUGGACAUUAGAGAAUACUUUGCAAGGAUUGGCUAUAAUCAUUGCAAUGAGAAGCUGGACUUGGAGACAUUAACUGAAGUGAUGUGGCAUCAUAUUCAAGCUGUGCCCUUUGAAAACUUGGACAUUCACUGUGGAAUACCCAUAGAGCUGAAUUUAGAGGCCACAUAUAACAAAAUAGUGAGGAGGAAGAGAGGCGGGUGGUGUCUAGAAGGAAAUCACCUUCUCUUUUGGGUCUUGACCACAAUGGGGUAUGAGACCACAAUUUUAGGGGGAUAUGUUUACAAUCCCUUAAAAAGGCAGUAUAGCACUAUGACUCAUCUGCUCCUAAAAGUUACAAUAGGUGAGAAAGCCUAUAUAGUGGAUGGGGCAUUUGGCCGUUCUCACCAAAUAUGGCAGCCAAUGGAACUGGUUUCUGGAAAGGAUCAACCUCAGACUUCUUGCAUCUUUCGAUUAAAAGAAGAGAAUGGAAUCUGGUACUUGGAUCAAAUAAGACGGAAACAAUUCAUUCCAAACUCAGAAUUUCAUAACUCUGAUCUCUUAGAAAAAAAUGAAUUCCAUCAUCUCUACUCUUUUACUCUUCAGCCACGAACAACAGAAGAAUUUAUGUCUGCAAAUACCUUCCUUCAGAAUUCCCCCCAGUCUGUGUUUACAAGUAAGUCUUUCUGUUCUCUGCAGACAGUAGAUGGAGUUUACUGUUUAGUUGGCUGGACUCUUACUCACAGAAUAUUCAAUUACAAGGAAAACAUGGAUUUGGUAGAGUUUAAGAUUCUGAAGGAUGAAGAUAUUGAGAAGAGCCUGAAGGACAUAUUCAAUAUUUCCCUUGACAAAAGGCUUGUCCCAAAGCAUGGUGACAAAUCUUUUACCAUUUAGUAAGAGAAAAUACAGUAGCACCUGGGGUGAUGAAAUAGAUGCACCAUGGCAAUGAAAAUUUCAAAACAUGAUUUUAUUGAUAAAUUUUGUAUAUUUUGUUUUGAGGUAAAAAAAUGUUUUACAACAACAACGACAACAAAAACAACCCUAAAAAAACUUUUCCUCACCUUGACUUCCAUAAAGAAUUUCUUUAAAACAGUAAAGUAAAAUUGCCUAUUAUUAGAGUGGAACUGAAAUUUCAGAGUAUAUUGGAAAUUUAUUGGAACACAUGUAAAACCCAGUGGAACUGCGCAUUGGCUAUGGAGGGGAGUGGUGGGAUUAGAGGGAAAGAAUAUGAA
Gracilinanus agilis (Agile Gracile Mouse Opossum) is the source of this 1455-nucleotide messenger RNA. RefSeq names its product arylamine N-acetyltransferase 1-like. The record is from RefSeq and is a predicted model, not a curated record. The transcript is spliced from 3 exons. NCBI's taxonomy places the organism in Eukaryota, Metazoa, Chordata, Mammalia, Didelphimorphia, Didelphidae. Gene Ontology annotation, molecular function: acetyltransferase activity. The coding region runs from base 248 to 1117 and encodes 289 amino acids.